Molecule: messenger RNA, 1230 nt
Organism: Brettanomyces nanus
Lineage: Eukaryota; Fungi; Ascomycota; Pichiomycetes; Pichiales; Pichiaceae
Exons: 1
Coding region: 1-1230 (409 amino acids)
Biological process (GO): pyruvate decarboxylation to acetyl-CoA
Cellular component (GO): pyruvate dehydrogenase complex
Molecular function (GO): dihydrolipoyllysine-residue acetyltransferase activity
Source: RefSeq, a predicted model, not a curated record
AUGUUAAGAACCUUCACAGUGAGUACCACCAGAACGGUGUUUAAGGCCGUUAUGGCUAGAAGAACUUUCACCACCACCUACGCCAGACAGGCCGCCAAGAUCUAUGAGAUGCCUGCCAUGUCUCCUACUAUGGAUGAGGGUGGUGUUGUUGAAUGGAAGGUCAAAGAGGGUCAAGAAUUCAGUGCUGGAGAUGAGCUUUUGGAUGUUGAAACUGAUAAGGCUACUAUGGAAGUUAAUGCUGGAGACGACGGUAUCAUGGCUAAGAUUUUGGUUCCUGCUGGAACAAACGGUGUCAAGGUCGGAGCCCCUAUUGCUUUCCUUGCAGACCCUGGUGAUGAUUUGGCUACUUUAGAGUACCCCGAUAUCAGUGCUGCUGCUGCUGCUCCAGAAGCUGCUAAACCGGCUCCAGCUGCCGCUCCAGCCGAAUCACCUGCAGCUCCCGCAAAGGCACCUUCCUUUACCGGAGGAAAGGCAAAUCCAGACCAAACCUUCUUCCCUUCUGUUGAAUUCCUAUUGGCCGAAAACAAAAUCUCCCGUGAAGACGCCUUACAGAAGAUCACUGCCACUGGUCCAAAAGGUAAAAUCUUGAAAGGUGAUGUUCUUGCUUAUUUGGGCAAAAUACCUGCCGAUGAUAACACCAAGAUCGCCUCCUUCCUUGAAGACCGCGAAAAGUUGGAUCUUUCUCACAUCGAGUUGGCUACUCCCGAGGCUGCCGCCGAGACUGCUGAAGGAUCUGAAGGAGCUGCUGCUGCUGAUAGCUCCGCUGCUGCUCCAGCCAAACCUGCCAAACAACCAGUCGUUGUUUCGCAUCAAUUCGUCAUCUCAAGUGCUGUUCCAUCCAAGAUUCUUGCUGCUUUAGUCGCCAAAGCUGCUUCCAAAGCAGAGACUGCAGCUUAUGCCACCAAGAAUUACAAAUCCUCCGACUUGGUUGAUCCAUUGUUUGAGGACUUGAUUGCUCCUCCAGCAAAUACCGAGAGAUUUAAGGUUAACUACUCCAUUAACACUACUCCAGCUCCUUCUGCUGCUAUCUCGGAAUCUAUAGUAGACGAGUUCGAUUUCGAGCCUUACGAAGAGCCUGUUAAAUCAUCUAAACCCGAACUUUUAACUACCGUCGAUGUCGAGUUGACAUGUAAUGAGAAGGUCAUUGACUCCAAGACCAAGGCUGGCGUGUUUGUUUCCAAGUUUGGCAACUAUUUGGGCCAGAUCGACCGUAAGUUCACCAGGGUUUAA